This is a messenger RNA of Vespula pensylvanica (western yellowjacket), 4827 nucleotides long. Its product is annotated as peroxidase-like. The record is from RefSeq and is a predicted model, not a curated record. The transcript has 14 exons. NCBI's taxonomy places the organism in Eukaryota, Metazoa, Arthropoda, Insecta, Hymenoptera, Vespidae. Bases 688 to 3069 code for a protein of 793 amino acids. Gene Ontology annotation, biological process: response to oxidative stress. Gene Ontology annotation, molecular function: peroxidase activity; heme binding.
CUGUGAGAUCAACAGAAUCUUUAUUUAUCUUUAUUAUACUCUCGCGCGAAAAAAAAGAUAUUUCAAAGAUAAAAAUUUCGAAGAAAGACAUGAUAAACAAAAUAGCAAUAGAUUUCGAACCGUCAAAAACGAUGGUAUUAUGAGGUGACUGCGCGCAGUAAGGAGGGUUCUGAACACGCGUUUGGUGAGUGAUAUGUUUUUCAUCAAAAGAGUGAGAGAGAAAGACAUAUGGGUAGCGUGGUAGGGAGCACAGGUAUAUUACAAAGUACAAGAAAGAGAGAGAAAAUGAACGUUCGCUUGAAUGCAAGAGAGAUAGAACAUUGGCAUAAGAGAAAGAGGCUCGUUCUCUGGCUACGAAGCGAAACUCGUUCAGUCGUCCUUCGCCAGCUUGAAGAACGAACGUUGUCGUUUCUGCCGGCGUGAGAUUAGCUCUUCAAACUUCUUUCUUAUAUACAUACAUACAUACAUAUAUAUAUAUAUAUAUAUAUAUAUAUAUAUAUAUAUAACAUAUUUACUUUUUUCUUCCCGGUCGAUAUCGACGUUUUCCGACGUUGUCGACGACGUGACAUAUUUUUUACGCACUAAGGAAAGCCUGGAGAUCGUAAAAGUGGUGAGGAAAGGAGUUCAUAGAAUCGUAGUUUUUUCUUGUACUGUCACGUUGGUUUACAUCGUGAUGUACUACUGACAAUGUUUCUCGUCGCACCUGUGAACGACAAUCGUUGGAUCUACGCCAUGCACGGACUAGAGAAACCUAUGGAAUACGUGCCUGCCGGCGGUGUAAUGGCAGGAUCGGUGGCAACUUUGGCGAUAUUAUGGGUGUCCCUUCAAUCUAUGGGACUGCUUGGUUAUUCCAAUUCUAUGGAGGCUUAUAAACUACCCAUGUCACUUCAGAACUAUCUUGCCAGUUAUACUGAUAUUUUUACAGGCUUGCCAUCUACAGAUGCUCCUUCAGAAGGCAUCAUAGAUACAGGUCUCUUUCAGAACCGACAAUAUCCUAGGAUCACCGAGUCGACUUUAAACGAAUCUAUAAAUUUCGCGAAGACGCUCGUGAAUCGAUUGGGCACACUAGAAAGGAACAUCAUCAAUGCCGGUAUUCAAUUUGAAGCUAAUAGCGUUGCCGGUAAACAAUAUAUCAAUGAAUAUCCUUCGGAAGAUGCCCUGACAAAAGGCAUCGAUGCACUUUUGGUUACGAAAGCUUCCUCGUAUCUGAUUCAUCAAAAUUGUCGACGUAGAUUUGGCCUAUCUAAGGAAGAAUGUGCUCGAUAUAUAUCAACCUUGAAAUUAGAGGGCACGCCAUUGGGCGACAAAUGCAUGGCCUCGCACGUAGCAAGUUGUAAUUCAAAAAUGAAGUAUCGAACUAUCGAUGGAAGUUGCAAUAACAUCGAUAAUCCUAGCUGGGGCAGAGCCAUGACAGCAUACACAAGAAUCCUCUUCCCUCAAUAUUUCGAUGGUAUUCAAGAGCCGAGGAACAUGGGACAGACGAAGAAGCCAUUGCCAAGUGCGAGAACAGUAAGUGCAUUAGUGACUGCUAAUAAUGACCAAUCCGAUGCUACCAAAACUCUUGCCGUCAUGCAAUGGAGUCAAUUCGUUUCUCAUGAUCUGGCACAUACACCAGUUCGCAAAAUGGUUUCAUCAGGAAAGCCAAUUUCUUGCUGCCGAACGGAUGGAAAUACUUUAUCUCCUCGUCACAUACAUCCAGAUUGUGCACCUAUAUCUGUGCCGGACAGAGAUCCCGUUUAUGGAACUCAGUACGUUCGAUGUAUGAACUAUGUACGUUCCUUGGCAGUUUUAAGGUCGGAAUGCACCUUUGGUCCCUUGGAACAAAUGAAUCAAGUGAGUCACUUUUUGGAUGGUUCCACGAUCUAUGGUUCCGAUUUAACAAAGUCUCGUGAAUUACGAGAAUUUCAAGGUGGUAGACUUCGUAUAGAUGUCCGUAAUGGUCAUGCAUUUUUACCAUCCGAAAACGAUCCCGAAAUUGCUUUCCUAUGUGAAGGAGGUUGUUACGAUUCUGGUGAUGAUCGGGUCAACGUUUAUCCUCAAUUGGCUGUAAUACAUACAAUUUGGCAUCGCGAACAUAACCGCAUUGCGAAAAUACUCGCUAAAUUGAAUUCCAACUGGACGGAUGAAAUCCUAUAUCAAGAGGCUAGACGUAUUGUUAUUGCUGAAAUUCAGCAUAUAACUUACAAAGAGUGGUUACCCAUUUUAUUGGGUAGGAUCAGUGUUCAAGCCUUAGGACUCGCUACUGGUUAUAACAGAAAGUAUGAUUCUGAGGACGAGCCCGCAGUUAGCAAUGAAGCAGCUACAGCCGCCCUGCGAUUUUUAAAUUCACUUAUGCAAGGAAGACUUAUUAUUCCAAGUAAUUCUCAUCAAAUUAAAUAUCUGGAAUUGUCUGAAUAUUUCUUUAAUCCGCGAGUGAUCGAAUCCGACGCAAUUUUUGACGGUUUACUUCAUGGUCUUUCAACACAGACUAGUCAAAAGAUGGACGUUAGUUUGAUUCCAGAAAUUACCAGCAAAUUAUAUAGCAACCAUAAGAAUGAUCUUGGUUUAGAUAGUAUUAGCUUAGACAUACAACGUGGUCGUGAUCACGGAUUACCUGGAUAUAAUUAUUACAGAAAACAUUGUGGAUUGCCUUUUGCUAGAAAUUUCAAUGAUUUUCUUGAUUAUAUUCCUGCAGAGCUCGUAAAUAAAUUACGCUCCGUUUAUACUCAUCCCAAUGAUGUUGAUCUUGUCAUCGGUGGUAUGGCAGAAAGAUCACCCGAUGACGGUCUUCUUGGUCCUACUUUCAGAUGUUUGAUUUUGGAACAAUUCGCAAGGACACUUCGAACGGAUAGAUUUUUUUACGAUUCUGCUAUGCAACCGUACCCCUUCACACCAAAUCAAUUAAUGGAAAUACGUAACGUUACUUUAGCAAGAAUAUUCUGUGAUAAUGGCAAUAAUAUUGAAAGCAUGCAACCAAAUGUUUUCCUCAGAGCACAAGAGGGAAACGAAAUCCGUUCUUGUAACGAUUUCGAAGCUAUACCAAGCAUGGAUCUAUUUGCAUGGGCUGAGAAGGCUAAAGCGUAUCGUUGAAUUAAAUCAUUAAUUGGCUGGUCACAUUACCGCGUAACGCCGGCUCAUCCAUGAGCAAGAUUGGGCUUGGCGAAGAGAAAGAAGCGUGAGUGAUGUCUUAAGAUCUUCGUGAUAUCAUCGUGUCUUAAGUUUCUAACGUCAGGGAGUGCUUUCUUGAAUCUAAAUGUAUAACGCAUGGUGGUCGCUAAUAUGGUUCACGAUAAAGCGGCAGAUGUUAGUGUGAUAAAAAAAAGCGAAGAUACGGUGAAAAACACGUGACUAGUCGAUUAAAGAAAGAAGUCAGCCAAGAAGAAGCUGAAAUAGAAGAACAAAUAAGUCCACGUUUCCGAGGACCAUACUAUCAUAGAAAGAAACACGAUUUUGAUUAUAUUGCCUCGCCCAAAUUAUUGUAUUUUCGAAAUGGCCUUGCUUGAUCAGAACAUUAGUUGCGUAUGUGACCAUUUAAUAAUAUAAGUAUAACAAUACGAAGGAGCGUGUGCAUCUAAUUAAUAUAUGUAAUAUAUUUAAUUUAUUUAAGAGAGAAAAUUUAUAAAAAAUAUAAUCUUUAGCAUACACUGAUUUUAUUAUGCUUAUGUAAAUGAAUUCUCGAAUAUAAAGUACUUAUUAACUUUUGUACUCUCAAUGCUUUCAUAUUUUAUUUUUUAUUGAACAUUGAGCUUCUAUCGAUAAUGCCAACUUUUAAGAUAAAACGAAUAUGAGAAAUUUGAAAUUUUAUAAGAUGCACGCGCGCCAAUAUACAUAUAUGGUAUGUGAUAGGUAUGUGAUAGGUAUGUCAAUGAGCACGUAUGGACAUCGAGUGCGUGGCUAGAUUUCGCAAUUUCAUGUAAUAAUAUACCUGCUUGAUAACAUCUACGGCAUGACGAUAGUUUAGGUAAAAACAAUAUUUGAUUCGUUGCAUUAUCGUAUAUAUAAUUAGAAAUAUUUAGUUUAUAAAUUAUUUCACAAUCUCCAAAUAUUUUUUGUGAAAUUUAAAAGAUAAAGAAAUAUUCAGAGACAAAUUAUUUCCAUUAUAUACGAUAUAGUAAUUCUGGAUAAUUUAAAUGUUUUAAAUAUUAUAAAUUUUCAAUAUUUUAAAAAAUUAUUACUAUAAAAAAGGAAAAUUAUUACUUUCAACAAGUUAGUAUACCUCAGGGAAGCGAAGUAUCAAUGUUGGGAUAACAAAACCAAAUGAUAGUAAUCUUUUGCAAUAAAUGAGGAACCCAUCAAAAACCAUAAACAAUCUUUAAACAUGGUGCGAAUCUUCAUUUUAUAGAUCUGGACUUAUGUGAACAUUCUUUUCUUUUUUUUUUGUUGUUCUUAUUUUCCCAAUUGUGUUUACAAUCGAUAAAGGAUUUAUUUUCAUGAUUAAAGUUGUGCAAUUUUCUGAGACACAAAAAGAUUUGAGAUUUUACUUUUUCUUGUCAUUUUGUUAUUUACAUACAUAUAGGUACAUAAAAAAUGUAUUAUAUUAUUUUUACGAAAAAGAUGUCAUUUUCGUUUUCUUACGUUGAACCGAUCGGAUUUAUCAAUAUACACAAUUAAAUGCAUUUUUAUCAUAUUUGAACGUAUUUGCGCAAACUCAUAAGAAAUUUCGAUAAGAGAAAAUUUUAUGGGAAUUUAGUGUGAAAAUAGUUGAGUUUAUGUGAAACCUUGGGAUAUGACUGAUUAAUUUUAAGAAAAAUAAUUAAGUAUCGUUGAAGGAUUUGUAUGAACGAGUUCUGAUGAUUAAACGUUACUUCUUAGUAUGUGAAAAACUAAUAAAGGAAUUUAAAAAAAUAA